Molecule: messenger RNA, 5473 nt
Organism: Hyalella azteca
Lineage: Eukaryota; Metazoa; Arthropoda; Malacostraca; Amphipoda; Hyalellidae
Exons: 23
Coding region: 1-4569 (1522 amino acids)
Cellular component (GO): extracellular region
Molecular function (GO): chitin binding
Source: RefSeq, a predicted model, not a curated record
AUGAGGGACUAUGAGGUUGUGGAGAUCUUCUUCCUGAACGAUGAUGAUCAAUAUCUCCAGAUCGAGAUUGCUCCUCGAGGGGAAUAUUUCGUGAUGUUGUUCGAUGGCGUGCGCAACUACCGCCGUCACUCACUGCCCCUGCGUGUGAUGUCUCGUAGCGGUGACCUGCCUUCACCAUACUGGACGGCUACCAUCAUCCUACCUACAGACUACCUUCCUCGCCAGGUGACCAAGUUCAACAUGUAUUCAACCCACGGCGAAGAACCUAACCGCGUGUACGAGGCGUACUCCCCUUCUCUCGCCACCGCCGAGGGUCCCGACUACCACCGCCUCGACUCCUUCGCGAGCAUCGACCUGGACUCUGUUAUACGGGGCCUCAGCGAGCGCCCCAUGUCGCAGCUCUGGGUGGACACUCUGCAAGGGCGCAUCCGCUACACCCUGGGCACGACCUGGAAGGGCGAGCAGAGCCCGCGGGUGGCAGCUACGGUGCUGCUGCAGGAGGACGAGCCUGACGACCUGCUGAUGACGGUCACUGCUGAAGGAGGCGCUGCAGAAGAUGAGUUCAGGGCCGUGUUCCUGAACAGCGACGACUUGUUCCUUGAGGCCCGCUUCGGACCCGGCAGCAGCAGCCUGUCACUGUCACUGCUGUCACGCAGCAACGAGUACCAUCACCUUCAUGUCACGUUACCUGUCAACGUUGUAACAUCUACCAACGCUACCUCCUGGACUGCCGCUGCUACCAUACCACGGGACUACUUACCACCCAAGGUUAGCCGCUUUAACGCGUUCCUCACGCCUGCCUCGAGGGAAGCUCCCCUCGCUCUCUACCCUCAGCUGCCCUCUGAUACCCACGUGCAGUACCACGCUCUGCAUUAUUAUAAACCGAUCGACCUUUUUCUGCCCGGCCAGAGCCAGCGUCCCAUCUCCCUCGUGUGGCUCAACACGCUGCAAGGAAUUUAUCGCUACGAGAUAAGGACGGAGUGGAACGGCAUACCUAUCGCUGACCGGCCACUGGCGACCAUCACGCUCGAGGGAUUUGAGGCCGGAGUGGAAAUGAACGUCACAGCUCCAUUUUUCAACGACCCUGAACCUAACGGCCCUGCAGGCAAACCAUUUCCUGUUCUCUUCAAUUAUGAAGUCGUGGAGAUGUUCUUCCUGAACGACGCCAACGAGUACCUGGAGGUGGAGCUAGGACCCUGGGGGCAGCAUCUUGUGUUGCUGCUGAAGGGGGAACGCAACGCCAUCAGGAAGGAGCUGCCGCUAGACUAUAUAGUCACCACCCGCACCGCGGGCACCAAUGGACAGCCUGGCACAUGGCAUGGCUCCGCCUUGAUCCCUCCUGGGUACUUCCCGCCAAAUGUGACGCGCGUGAACGCCUUCGCCAUCCACGGCCAAGACGACGAAAGGACCUACGAGGCUCUCUAUCCUGCGCCUACCAACGACCCCAACUUCCCACAAGCGGACUUCCACCGACUGGAGUUGUUCAAGCCGAUCGACUUCAAAUUCCUGGUUGUGGACAACACCAAGUAUUCUGACCUGUGGCGUGAGAGCAUUGACGCGGCGGAGCCCACAAAGCCUUUGCUGAAGACCUCUUUGUUCACCUCCGUCGAUGUCGCUGAUGACUCCACACUUGGGGCUGAACUGGCAAACUCCAAUGCUGGACCUUCAGAUUCGGUGCCGGAACCUGAACCCGAACCUCAAAGUAAACCUAAAUUUGAGCAGGAGUCCGUAGCCCUUUCCGCCCCCGAUUCUCUUCUGGAUGCGGUCCCGGUCGAUGUCUUUGAAUUUACCACUGAGCGAGAUUUCGGAACUACUCCAGUUACUGACGUGCCGGAAGUUACACAGCAAGUGAUUCCAAGCGAAGACUUCGCAUCAGAACUUCUUCUUGAUACCAACGCUGCAGUCGCUGCACCUGUUGUCUCUGACGCUACUGAUGCUCCGCAGUUGCCACCAGUUACGUCUCCAGUUGAAAAGGACUCCAUCCCCGUGGCCUCCAAAAGUUCCCAAGCGCCCGCCAACACCGACUACGUCUACGACAUCAAGACAGAGUGGGACGGCAAAGCCAUCACAGACCGGCCGCUGGUGUCGUUCAAUCUCAAAGGAUUUGAAGCCGGAAUAGAGCUCAACGUCACAGCUCCGUUCUAUAACGAUCCUGCACCGACGGAAGACGAUCAGCACAGUCUGUACAUGUUCGAAGUGUUCGAAGUAUUCUUCUUGAACGACCGUGACGAGUAUGUACAGCUGGUGCUCAGUCCAUGGGGGCUGUACAGCAUCUUCCUGUACAGAGCUGUAGGGAGUGAGAAGCAGAAGCUCAAGGUGCUGGAUAUUCCCUUGGAUUUCAUCAUCACGCAGCGAGACGAGGGCGAUAAUGGCAAGCCUGGCCAGUGGCAAGGCUCAGCGCUGGUGCCGCCAUCGCUGUUUCCCGCCAACGUGACGCGCAUGAACGCGGGGGCCCAGCACGGGCUGGGGGGCGCCCGGACCUACGAGCUGCUGUACCCCGCCCCCGCCGGGGACCCCCGCUACCCCAAGCCCGACUUCCACGCGUUGGAGUUGUUCAAAGAAGUGAACAUGUCGGCUUUGCUCGAGAACAACGCGCAUUACUCGGCGGUUUGGCAGGACGCUCUCCUGAAGAGGGAUUGUUCAACCAGCCUAGCGGAAGUUGGGCCCGAAUCUCCAACCGUGGCCGAUGACUCGACAGGUGCCACUGUUCAAACAAUCCUAGAAAAUUUCACCGAGCAAGGAAGUAUAGUCGAAUCCUUCACUCGUGGUGCUGACGACACUCAAUCCUCCCUUGUCACAACCAUCCAGACGCCAUUAGAGGAACCAGUUACCGAGGAAGAGUCCGUUACUCAGUCUCCGAAGACCAGUGAUAUCAAAGACGAAGGACCAAUGAUAUCAACAGUUCGCGCCCCGGCCGUCCCGCAACCUGAGCUUGUAAAAGAGGCAAGAAGGCAGGACAUUGAAGAGCCUAUCGGAAACCGCUUCCGGCCUAUACCAGAUAGAGGUGUGCCAAGGUUACCAAAACCAACAAAAAUUGACGAAACCUGGCAACCUGCUUCCCUCCCAGAUGUCGAAUCAUCUUUCUCUGGACUUCCCCUUCCUCACACCCCCGGCCAACCGCUCUUCCCUCCAACUUCGUUCUUCCAGCCGCAGUCUUCAUUCGGACGACCGCAUCUUGUUCAAGAUCCGUCCGAACUCGUUCUCCCCCAGACCUUCUUCAACGACAGGCCGGUAGCUAUUCAAAGUCAGGGACAAUUCUCAUUACCUCCACAGAUUAGAUUGCAGCAACACUUGCCACACUCUCACGCUCAUCUCAUUCCUCUCCAACCGCAUUUAGAUCAUCUCUUGGCUCACAUUGAAGAAAGCUCAUCGCCAAAUAAAAUUUCUCCCACUGUAACACUCGCCUCAAACGCUGUACCAGCGCCAACUGUUGUCCAUGAAGCGUCGCAGCUGGAUGCUCCAAUUCAGCCAUCUAAUUCUUUCAAUUCUGUUGAUGUUCGUGAUCAACCUGCUGUUCCGAUUCUGACCGACCAAGUGCAACCAGUUAUUCAAAAUUCAAACCUUCAAGUUCAGCCAGCUGUUUCAGAUUCAGCCAUCCCACUUCAACCACAUGCAUCGGUUGCAACCCUCCCGGUGCAACCAGCUGUUCUGGAGUCAACCAUUCCAGCGCAGCCAAUAGUGUCUGCUGUACUAGUUCAACCACAAACUGAUAUUGGGGGUCCAGAACUACAAGGAAAGCCAGUAGUUCCCUCCGCACCUGUUCCUGCGAUUCCAGUUCAUAGGCUGCCUUCAAGAGUGCAGGCAGUUCCAGCUAAAAAUGUACCGCAGCCUAGCUUGUUUGACGAUGAAGAAAAUAACUUAAUCGUAAACGAAAUAGUACCAACACAUAAAUCUAAUGAUAUUGGUGUGGAGCAGCCACAAGAGGUUCUACUCGCUGGACCUGCGUUGCAAAAAGAUUCCAUCGUAACAACCCGCAUUUCACUGCCUUCGUUGACUGCUCUUCACCCUAACAAACAGCCAGUCAGUAGCGUUAGUCAGCAACAACAAGAUUUGAGCAGUCAUUCUCGACCAUCACUGAAUGCAGCUCUACCGAUAAUUGACAUCCCUGAGGAAAAUGUGUUCGAUGAUCAACUUCCUAGAACUGAAUUCGAGCAGCCAUCGUUACAAACUGAUAUUGCAGACAAGCGACCAGCACCAGUUAAUCACUUACUCGAAGAAACAAAUACGAUUCAGACAAAUGGUCGCACCAAAAUCACCAAACCCAAUGACCUCAAACAAUCAUCUGCGGCUCAAACUCCACACGAAGUAAAGACUCCCGGGACAGUAAGCAUUAGUGAAGCUGCUCCGCGGCGAACAGCAACAGUUCCUCCAACUGCCAUUCCGUUCACUAAUUAUCCUCCACCCCACGACUUGUGCGUGGAACAGGGACUUCAUGCUGAUCCUUUCCGGUGCCCCAUAUUCCACGAAUGCAUCAUCGACAACGGUGGUUGGCAGGUCUACACUUGGCGUUGCCCAAGAGGCAAAUACUUCGACGCCAGUGUCCUGACAUGCGUCCCUGGAUAUUGUUAAGUAAUUAAUGUCAUGGUUAUUUAUAGUGGCCGACUUGUUUCUUUCGAAAGCCUCCGUCUAAAUGUUUUUAAAUCAAUUGCUUCUCGUGCCUAAACUUCUUCAAUUCAUCUUUUUUUUUACCCAAUUACUUACCUAGGAAGUUGCAUAUUGCUAACCUGAUUACAUUUAUUUCAUGCCUAAAAAUUUCACAUUAAAAAAUCGUCAAGAAUCAUUAUUGAGAAUCACACUGGAAUUUUAUGGAGUUGAUAUAAGCAAAAGCUUCGCAUUUAUCUCGGAAUCAAGUGCACAUCUGUAUAUACUUUGCCGGAAUUUCUAGUAAAUUGUGCAGUUGUUACUAAAUUUCCCAAAUAGGUAGCACGGUAGUUUUGAGUGCUGAUAUUAUCUACUUUAACAAUUAUAAAAAUACAACUUUUACUUGCAGAAUCAGCUAACUUAUGAAUAGCCUUUUCGUUAUAAGUAAGACAAUGUUCGGCAUUACUAGCGUAUUUUUUAACGCCCUUCCUGUUAGUGGUCACAACUCCGUUGUUUAAAGUAAACGCAAAUUAUUGUCAACAUCCUUGUAAGUGAAUAAAUUUUAAGUACGGGUAAGAGGCAAGUGAUUUCUCUAAGAAGGCAGCUGGAUUCGAUUAGAUGAAUAAAUUCCCGAAUGUUUCUGUCCAUAAAAACUGCGCCUCUAUAUUGCUGAUUUGCAGUCGAAGCUUCGUGCUCACAGGAUGUUUACCUCAAUUUUGAUAAGAUCUGAAAUGUCGGCAAGAAUAAAUUACUAAUGCAUUAUAACUUCUAAAGAUUAAUAAUUGUUCGUGUAAUAAGCGAGACAAUGAAACUGUCAUCGUUAUAGAAAGAACAGUGUUUAACCAACACCGAAAUGUAUAUUUAUGAUGGUUUAAUACAUUUACAUAAUAUG